This is a messenger RNA of Triplophysa rosa, 1412 nucleotides long. It is a transcript of the gene zcrb1, whose product is annotated as zinc finger CCHC-type and RNA binding motif 1. Lineage: Eukaryota; Metazoa; Chordata; Actinopteri; Cypriniformes; Nemacheilidae. Gene Ontology annotation, molecular function: RNA binding; zinc ion binding. Bases 170 to 829 code for a protein of 219 amino acids. Gene Ontology annotation, cellular component: U12-type spliceosomal complex. Gene Ontology annotation, biological process: mRNA splicing, via spliceosome. The transcript is spliced from 8 exons. The record is from RefSeq and is a predicted model, not a curated record.
CGUUCUUUAGAUUCCGGGUCAGCCUGCUCUGACUUUUUGGAUUGGAUUUACAUUCUGAAUAAAUGUCUAAAUUUUACCUAGUUUUGACAUGAUGCACGCAGUUGUUGUACUUAUCGUAAAUAUGCUUUAAAAUCAGCAAGACUCUCUCGGUUAGAUAUAAAAGAUAACGAUGAGUGGAGGAUUAGCACCCAGCAAAAGCACUGUUUAUGUGUCCAAUAUACCAUUCUCAUUGACAAACAACGAUUUGCACAAGUUAUGCACUAAAUAUGGCAAAGUGGUCAAGGUGACUGUUGUCAAAGACAAACAGACACGUAUGAGUAAAGGAGUAGCGUUUGUGCUGUUUCUGGACAGAGAGUCUGCUCAUAAUUGUGUCCGUGCAUUGAACAACAAACAGUUGUUUGGAAGAACAGUGAAAGCCAACAUUGCCGUUGACAAUGGCAGAGCUGCAGAAUUCAUCAGGAAGAGAAACUACACCGAUAAAUCUAAGUGUUAUGAAUGUGGGGAAGUAGGGCACUUAAGUUAUGCUUGCCCAAAAAAUUUACUCGGAGAGCGAGAACCUCCACCUAAAAAAGAAAAGAAAAAGAAGAAAAAGGCCCAGCAGCAGCCUGAUGAAGUAGAACCUGAGGACAGUGAUGAUGAGGGAGAGGAUCCAGCACUGGACAGUUUAGGUCAGGCAAUAGCUUUCCAGCAAGCUCGCAUUGAGGAGGAGGAGAGGAGACGGAAACAGGUCACAGAGGCGGCGUCUGAAGCGUCAACAUCAGCGGACACCCCCAAGCUAAGGAUCAAAAAGAGCACCUACUUCAGUGACGAGGAGGAGCUGAGCGACUGACUCAUACCUAUAUGUUCUCAAAACACAUUUUUUGUUUUCUCAGCCCUUUUUUACCCAUUAAGGAGAUCACAAUUUCUUUUUUUUAACAGUGUGUUUUGUUGACAUUCAGGGCAAAAGAAAGCUGUAGUUAUAUUGACCUGAGAUGGUGAUUGUCAAUGCUCCUCAUUCAGAUAUACAGUCUUAAGUUUUUCACAGGUUUAAAAUAUCGGGUACAGAGAGUACUGUUGUAAAAUGUAUUAUUUUUAUCUUGUAAAUAAAGCAGUUUUGUGAGUUUCAGCAUUCUUGUUAUAGUAUCUAGAAAAUGUUAAACAAAUGUUUUUGUUUUUUUACUUAAACAGCUUCCUGUCAUUUUCCUGUCAUCGUGUCCUCAGCUUUGGCAAUGAGUAAAGGCAUUUGUUUAACCCACUAAACAUUUAUUGAAGAUAGAUAUGUAACUCUAAAUAUGUAAUGCAUUUAAAAUACAGCAUAAAAGCUAAAAAAAACAUUGUGCUUUUUAUAAGUGUUACCUGACUAAUGUUUUGAAAAUAAAAGUCAAAUUUAAAGAGCACAACCAAACGUGUUCUUUCCAUAAAUGACCAAUGUA